This is a messenger RNA of Pseudo-nitzschia multistriata, 3500 nucleotides long. Lineage: Eukaryota; Bacillariophyta; Bacillariophyceae; Bacillariales; Bacillariaceae. The record is from the annotation of a GenBank genome assembly.
GGGAAGAUUGCAUUUAAAGGAUUUGAAGAGGAACAAUGCUGGUUUCCUUGAGACGAACUUUGCCGCUAUGCAGUAAUUUGAUUCUACUAAUGAUGCUUCUAUCGAGUGCACGUUGGUUUGUGGCCGGCUCUCCGUAUUCGGUCGCUACGGAUUCGGUGACGGGCAUCAAAGGCGAACACGAUUAUUCUGGCUCGCCCAACGACUUUGAAGAAGYUCAGGAUGMCGAAUGGAUURAAAAGACCUUGGCCWAUCGCAAGUWCCUUACCAAARAGGGUCGAAAGGAGCUGGAARACAAUCGAAUGAUUCGCAUGCUAGAGAAAGAACAGAACGAGCGACAAGGACAGCAGCARCAACAACAAACUCAAAYACACGAACYGACGAGAGGCACMAACAGCAUUCGGGGAGGACAACAGCAGCCACAGCAGCAACAAUCACAACGAGAUUUGCAGCCAGAUUCCUCCGUGCCUGCCCUAAAAGUGCUUGURGUUCUAGUGCAAUGGGCAAACCAUCCCGAUCGAGACAAAGCUGUCUCCGUCGCAGACUACGAAGCCUUGUUCAACGGAAGCGGCCGCGAUCCCGCAUUGUAUCCMGGGGGAACCGUUAAGGACUACUUCGAUACCGUAUCGUACGGAGAGUUUGAUGUAGAAUUUGUGAUUGUCCCCGAGUGGUAUUUGAGCGAGUUUACCGAGCAGGAAUUCACGGCCGACGGAAGCAAGGGACGGACCGAAGAAAUCGAGAAGGCCUUUGACCCCGCUUUGCAAUGGUGGGACGACGACUUGUUCGAUUUUAAACAAUUCGAUAGCGACUUUGACCGCAAGAUCGAUUUCACGGUGUUCGUUCACAGCGGGUACGAUGGAACGGAUGGCGGGACGGAUUGUGAGACGGGCAAGACAUCGAUGGAGCGGGUGGCCUCGCACGCCCGGGUUGCGGCCGGUGCCUCAGAAUUUAUGUCCCGGGACUCAGUGGGGCUCGGUGCAUACAUCGUGAGUGGAGCAAAUGAAUAGCACUCUUUAGUUGUUUUUUUUUGUCUGUUUGAUUGCAUCUUUUUUCGAUCGACUGAGUUGGGAGGAGAAACGAAUGGUUCUACUGAUUUUUGAAAAUCUUCGAUUGAAUUUGAUGUUCGUCCAACUCACCAUUGAUCACACCAUACAUCGUUCCACAUGCCCUCAUGAAAUCUAACGCAACAAAACAAUAAACAUACCACGCAAUGCACCAACAGGUGGUCCCGGGCUUUCGCGGGUUUUGCAACACUGAAAUCAUUGAGAUCGGAACACUUGUUCAUGAGUUUAUUCAUCCAUUUGGAAUUCCAGAGAUGUACGACACGGGUGACCCAUUCCCAACGGGCAAUUUAGGCGGCCUCGAUCGAUUCAGUGUAAUGGCCAACUCGGCCGGAAAUUCCGRCGGGGAUCUGUCUUGGCCAGGGCAUCCCGAUGCCUGGACACGCAGCGAACUCGGAUGGGCGAAUCCCACCGUGAUCGAGUCGGAUGGAACUUACGAACUGCGGCCUGUGGAGGAACACCCGGACAUGUAUAAAAUCACAACGGGGUUCGGGGAGAACGAGUAUUUGUUGCUCGAGAACCGGCAACCCAUCCCCAAUGAUUUCGAUGAGAAGUUCUUUUCUCCCGGUGGAAUUGCUAUCUAUCAUGUGGACGAGAACAUCUGGGACGUAUUUCCAGGUAGAAUCCGAGGAAACGAUCCUCGCGGUGGACCUUUUCUAGAAGGUUGGCCUGGCAAUGGGAGGCACUAUGCUGUUGCCCUUUUGCAAGCUGAUGGUUUGUACGAAUUGGAGCAGGGAAUCAAUGGUGGAGAAAGCACAGAUCUGUGGAACGAAGCAACCCAGGUGCUAGGUCCUGGGAAUGGAGAAAAGGUCGCUUCCACCGCCAAUUAUCCAAACACCGAUUCUUAUCAGAACGGUGUAAUCACCCCCACUGGAAUUACCCUAAGCAAUUUCCAGACCAAAGAAGGAACAAACAUCAUGACGUUUGAUGUUUGUGGYUUCGACAGCACUGAUUGCCCGAAAGUUGGGGAUACCCCUCCGGAAGCAUCAGUGGAUACCGAUCCACCGCUGCUACCCCCGGCGACAGACGAACCAUUGGUGACGGAACCCCCUACUGUUUCACCCACAAAGGCUACCACCGAAGUUCCUAUAACGGAAACUCCCACCCAGAUACCGACUGGUACCCCGCUUACGGAAAGUCCAUCACAGACUCCAACCAAUCUUUUGACAGAGGCUCCAACUGAUAUCCCCACGCAGCUUCCAACGAAGACACCGACAGAGGCUCCAACGCAGGCUGCGACGCAGGCUGCGACGCAGGCUCCGACUCAGGCUCCAACGCAGGCUCCGAUGCAGGCUCCCACUCAAAAUCCAACCGACACGCCUACCAUUGCAUUGUCAUCGCAGCCCACUCAAAUCGAACCCCUAUCGAAUAUGAUUCCUGUAGUCGAGCGAAACUCAUUCUGCAAUGGAGCUGUGCCAGUUACAGAUGCUGAAUCUUUCAUUCAAGGAUCUACCCAAAAUGCGAUUUAUACGWCGCCGAUUGACACUUGUGGUGUAGAUAUUGCCAAUCCAGGUUUGUGGUACACGUACAAUGGGACAGGAUAUCCUUUUGAAAUAAGCUUAUGUAGCUCAGACARUGCGAAUGCAUUUGACGCCUCCAUGUCCUUAUUUUCAGGAGACUCUUGUGAUGAGCUAAGGUGUAUCUCUGGUGCUACCUUCCGUGACCAAGUCUGUGCGAGUGUGGAUGGCCGAAGAAAUAGAAAUCGGUUUUUACAAGAAUUCAAYGAAAGUCUUGGUACAGCUGCUGCAAACUCCAGUAUUAUUGACAGCGWAGAGGGUACGACAUAUUAUCUGUUAGUCCACGGAUUAGAUCCCUCUAACGGUACMAGUGUUGGGGAUUUUGAAUUAAGUAUCCGAUCACAAGCACCUCCUCCUACUCGUGCACCAACAACAUUUCAUAAACCUUCCAAGAAAUCCUGGAACAACCUUUACUACUUAUUUCUUCUCCUCMUCAUCAUAAUACCUUGUGUGGYAUAUGGAUACUAUUUGAAUUAUAUCAAAGACGAAGAUCCAUUUGACUUGGGAAAGCCUACGACCGAUCUCGAUAUGGAACAGCCAUCUGUAGACGAUGAGGAAUUUGAGUCAGCCUACACAGACAAGGUAAGUGCCCAAAUAUUACGCUUAGUUGAUAACUGAUCCUCUGCGCACUAGUCCACUCAUGCUUUUGCAACUCUACGUUGAAUCGAUUGAAAAUGUCGUUCUCGAUAUUGCAGAACGAACAAUCACCAAGGACGUYAGAUGAAACCGAAGAUGUAAGUGAYCAAAACUUCUCAAACAUUGAUGAUAUUCUUCUCUGCCCAAUCAUCUCGUGGUUUCGUACGACUGAGAUGAUGCCCUCAGAACGUCAUAUCGACAUGCGUCUCUCUGACUACUCUUCUCAUUUCGUUGCUACAACUUUAGAAAUCAAUGCAAAACGAAGAAUCCACAGUGACAGGAGAUAAAA